AUGGGGGGGCUGCUGUUGCAGGACAGACUGAUGAGGCGGAUGGACAAGAAGCACUUCACAGCAGGCCACAGAUUUGAGGACAACCCCGGGGUCCGGCGCCACCUGGUCAAGAAAAAGUCGUCCAGAUGUCAGAUGACGCGAGCCAGCAACAGCUCCACGCCCUUAUCCAGCCUGAAGAAGAAGAAGAGGGCAGCUGAUAAGAAAACUCAUGAGCUUUUCGUGGAGCUGAAUGAGCUGAUCGUGGAAAAAGACCAUGAGAUGCGCUGGAAGGAGCGGGCUCGCUGGAUCAAGUUUGAGGAGGAUGUGGAGGAGGACACCGACCGCUGGGGCAAACCUCACGUGGCGUCGCUCUCAUUUCGCAGCUUGCUGGAGCUUCGCCGAACCAUCACACAUGGGGCCAUCCUUUUGGACCUUGAGCAGAACACUCUGCCCGGCAUUGCCCAUCUGGUCGUGGAGACGUUGAUCAUUUCUGACCAGAUCAAAGCUGAGGACAGACCCAGUGUUCUGCGCGCCCUCCUUCUCAAGCACAGCCAUCCGAGCGAUAUGAAGCACCGCUUUCACCGUCACCAAUCGUCUGCGAGUCUCCACGGCAGCUUCAAUCACAACCACGUCCAGGACACGAGCCUACCACUGGUGGCCGAAGAGCCUGAUGAGCACCACGACAGCAAGGGACCCGUGUAUGACCCCAAACAAGAUGUCUUUGUCAGCCUUUUUAAAUCUCUCCACCCUGUGCCUCCGGAGAGCCAUCCAGCUGCAGCCACAUCCUUGAAGCUGCUGGCCAAGAUCCCCAAAGGCGCAGAAGCUGUCAUUGUUUUAGUCGGAUGUGUUGAAUUUCUGGAGCAGCCCGCUAUGGCCUUUGUCCGGUUGAGUGAGGCAACCCUCCUUGAGUCUGUGCUGGAGAUCCCCGUCCCUGUUAGAUUCCUCUUCGUCCUGCUCGGCCCCAGCCAGUCCAACGUGGACUACCAUGAGAUCGGACGCUCCUUUGCAACUCUCAUGUCCGACAAGAACUUCCAUGAGGUAGCCUAUUUUGCGGACGACAGGCAAGACCUUCUGAAUGGCAUCAAUGAGUUUUUGGACUGUAGCAUAGUGAUCCCACCCUCCGACAUCGAGGGCAAAGACCUCCUGAAGACGGUCGCUGACUUCCAGAAGCAGUUGUUGCGCAAAAGAAAAGAGAGAGAAUUCAAGAGGCACCAAUCCAUGUAUGCCGGUGCAGAGCUGGACAAUAAAGAUAUUAUUCCAGAGGAAGAGGAGGAGGGAGACCAGGAGGUGGACCCAUUAAAGCGCUCAGGAAUCCCAUUCGGAGGUCUGAUCCACGAUAUCCGCCGGCGUUAUCCACAAUAUGUCAGUGAUCUGAAAGACGCCCUGGACAUGCAGUGCGUUGCUGCUGUAAUUUUCAUCUAUUUUGCAGCACUGUCACCUACAAUUACCUUUGGAGGGCUUUUGGGAGAGAAAACAGAGGGCAUGAUGGGAGUGACUGAACUCAUUGUGUCAACUGCAACUCUUGGAGUCAUAUUCUCUCUGCUUGGUGGACAGCCCCUCCUCAUCAUUGGUUUCUCAGGGCCGUUGCUGGUGUUCGAAGAAGCCUUCUACAAGUUCUGCCAGGCGUACGACUUUGAGUACCUGACCGGUCGGGUGUGGAUCGGUUUCUGGCUCAUCUUCAUCGUCUUGGUGAUGGUGGCAGCAGAAGGCAGCUUUCUCGUCCGCUACAUUUCACCUUUCACACAAGAGAUUUUCGCUUUCCUUAUUUCUCUCAUUUUCAUAUAUGAAACUUUCUCUAAGCUCAUCAAGGUUUUUAAGGAACAUCCGCUGAUGGCUAUGUACCCCACUGACUCCACAACACCUGACGGUUUACCAAAUUUCGAUGCUCCUGUCUUUAACCAGCCUAACACUGCUCUGUUGUCUCUGGUGCUCAUGAUGGGCACUUUCUUUGUCGCAUUCUUCCUCAGGAAAUUCCGAAACAGCCGUUUUUUAGGUGGAAAGGCAAGAAGAAUUAUUGGGGACUUUGGUAUCCCCAUCUCUAUCUUAGUUUCGGUGUUAUUGGAUUACUCCAUUACUGACACUUACACCCAGAAACUCAACGUGCCAUCGGGUUUUUCCGUCACAUCUCCUGACAAGAGAAGCUGGUUAAUCAGCCCAUUUGGUGACAAGCAGCCAUUUCCAACCUGGAUGAUGGGAGCAUCUGUGGUCCCUGCCCUUCUUGUCUUCAUUCUUAUUUUCAUGGAAACUCAAAUUACUUCAUUGAUAGUCAGUAAGAAGGAACGCCGUCUUAUGAAAGGUUCUGGCUUCCAUUUGGAUCUCCUGCUCAUUGUCGUCCUCGGUGCCAUAUGUCCGCUUUUCGGCCUGCCGUGGCUCACUGCAGCCACCGUGCGCUCGGUCACUCACGUCAAUGCCCUCACGGUCAUGAGCAAAGCCACGGCUCCUGGGGAGAAGCCCAUGAUCCAGGAGGUGAAAGAACAGAGGCUGACGGGGCUCCUUGUGUCUGUGCUUGUCGGGAUGUCCAUAGUGAUGACUAACGUGCUGCGCCUCAUCCCUCUGGCUGUUCUCUUUGGCAUCUUCUUGUACAUGGGGGUCACCUCCCUAACCGGCAUCCAGCUGUAUGAACGCAUCACACUCAUGGUCACUCCAGCCAAGCACCAUCCCGACCACAUCUAUGUCACCAAGGUGAAAACAUGGCGUAUGAACAUGUUCACCAUCAUCCAGCUGGCUUGCAUCGUGGCUCUGUGGGUCGUGAAGUCUACCGUGGCCUCCCUGGCAUUCCCUUUCAUCCUCAUCAUGACGGUGCCACUACGCCGUCUCAUCCUCUCCAGGAUCUUUGAGGAACGCGAGCUCCAGGCGCUGGACUGCGAUGAAGAUUCUCCCAACUUCGAUGAGGAUGGGCGGGACGAAUACAACGAGAUCCACAUGCUAGUGUAAAUUUUUAGCGAACCUUGGCGAUCAGGACUCCAUUUGUGAAAGCACACAAGCCCGUUUGGAAAACUCUGUUUCUGGAUUGGUUUACGAGGGCACGAGAAGCAACUCGAACGGUGGUCGAAAAAACACAACAAAAGCUAUCACUGGACGAGCAGUUCUUACCUUUGUUUAUUCCAGUGUUCUGAAUCAUUACAAUGGUAAUGAUGGUGUUAAAUUCCCAGAAGAUGUAAGCCAGAAAAUAGCUCAAAGAGCAUACCUGAAGAGGACAAUACCGAUCUCACAGAACAUGAAGCGUGUAACAUGAACACUUUUUACCCUUAAAACCCUUUUUAUUUACUCCACGCGUUCUGGGCAUGAGUGCAAUGAUGAAGGUGUGUUCUAGAACAACAGCAGACUGGGAAGUUUAGGCUUCUUUUGGCUUUAAAAUGAAGGAAAAACAGUCACCCGAAAAAGGAAGGAUACAUUUCUUUUGAAUUUUUCAGGAGUAUUUUCAUCAAGUAGAUUUUUUUUAAACGGUUUUGCCCAAAAUUCUAAAUCCUGAAUGAAUUCUGACUAUAGUUUAGCUGCCUUUUACCUCCUUGCCACUGUCCUACCAGCUGCCUUUAAGUUACGACAUGUAAACAAGUAGUCAAAAAAAGAUUUGUCCCUUUAGAAUAGACUUUGAGAAAAUAGCACUUGGACUGGUUAAAAAGUUCCCUUGUAUUGCUGUCAGUCGAGCUCAAUGGCACAACUCUUCUUUUUUUUUUAUGUUGUUACUCCUUGAAGCCAAAAUUCCUUAAGACUGGGCAAGCUACUUUAAAGGGUGUUACUGUGAUUUUUCAGGUGAAUAAAACCUACCAGUCUGGUGAUCCCACUAUUGUGACCUUUGAGACACAAACAUAUGUAUGUAUAUAUAUAUAUAUGUAUGUAUAUAUAUAUGUAUAUAUAUUCGUUCUCAUCCUACUAACCUUUAUUUUUAUACUACUGUAUCUAUUUAUUUUGUGAAGUUUUAGAGUUUUUGCCAUGCAAGAUUCUCAGUGGUGUUAUAAAUCCAAGUACCUUAAAAUGCUAUAAGAGUUAGUAUCAAAUAAAAGAGGAACCGACUAUAUGUCAUUAUGUCGUUAUACAUGUGUUCUUCUACUUUUUCUGUAAGACAUCCAAUGGGUGGUGUAUUUUUCACAGAUAUCGUAAAUACUUUAACACACUUUACUGGAAAGCCAUGGAAACUAAACAAACUCACAAAAACUGAAGAGUAGUUGGGCCCUGGUCGAGAGUUAGAUUUUUAGUUUAAGGACUCCAAGCUCUAAAUCAAGAUGUAUCAUCAGUGCUUAGAGUUGCUUCGAAAGACCUGGAGGUUUUUCAUCUUCUGGUGUUUGACUAACAAAAAUGUUUUCAGAAGACACUUGAGACGCUAAUGAUAUUUGUCACAUCGGAAGCCAUCUUAAAGGAGCAUUCACUCAUUGUGAUUGGAUAUAAAACUGAGACGAGGAAGAUUAGAAGGAGUAUUUUACUGAAGAGUUUUCCAAAAUAUGUUUCCAUACUAGUGUUUCAAGCCCAAUGGACACAGUUCAGAUGUCAGCAGAUGGUCAGAAAGACGUAAUAAUCCUUUGUCCUUUUGACAGUACGUUUGUGUAAGAUUUUUGAUCACAUUCCAGUCGAGUGGAGAUGAUGCUACUUCAGGCUGUAACCAAGAUCCAUGUUGAGCUAGAGCUUUGGCAAAGUGUUUACCCUAAAUCGGGAUUCUCCGAACUACGUUUACUGACAUAGAGUUCCUGAACAGAUAGGUUCCACUGGUGAUAGCAUGUGGAAGAAUAAGCAAUAACAGUGUGUCUGCCAAAUAAGUGUUUCUUUAUCACCCACAGAUCCUGACGUUUUGAUCAAUUUACGCUAAAAGUUAUUCAGAGUUUGCUUGUCUGUGCAUAUUUAAUCAAGAACCCACAAUACUUCCAUACUUCCAUACAUACACCCAGGAGGCCAGCAUGAUGUUGUCUUCUCAGAAAAGCUCUCCUUUCCAGGAUCUGACAUUCAAGUAGUUGAAAAUGUGAUCAGAUUCUUUGAUGGGUCCUGUAGGACGUAUACUACAUGUGAGCGGUUGGUCCAGAGCUUUCAUUGAAAUUGAAUCAAAAUUAAAUUUCCGACCAUCGCUUGAGUAAUUACAGCCAGGCUGCCGCAGCUUUGUUCAUAGCCAAUAUCUGGAGACUGUCACCGAUCAGCCUUUUAAAUAAAGUAAUGUGUCCUGAAUGCAUCGUAUAAGGUAUCACAUCAUCUCCCUUUUCUAUAAAAUCUGCUGAGUCAGUUCCAUAACCGCCAAGAUGUCACAACUGGAUAAGGCCAUCGCACUUAUUUAUCACCACGUACAUCAAAAAGAAUGUAAACCAAACUGCAAAGUAUUAUUAAAACCCUCUGUAAUCUUGCACACCUUAAAUUUCAUAAAAUCCUACUUUUAAAUUGACUGUAAUGUAUGUAAUCCCACAGCGAAAAUGAGAGUAUCUCAUUUUACUUUACUGCCCCACAUUACUGGACUGGGCAGGAAUUUUACCUCAGGGGAUACUGACCUUUGAUCUGUAAAUAUUACUUCCCAGCCUUUUGGUAUAUUGACUUUUUUUGUGUACACAGAGCAGUGAAAAAGUGACCAAGCACAUGCGACAUAAAAAUAUACGGGCCACAGUCCAGGGUUUUAUGUUUUCCAGCGAAGUAAAAAAGGUCAAGCGGAGAAAUGAUGUGUUUACUGCAGCACGCUGACGUGGAAGUUUAGCCGUAAAUGAAUCAUGCUUUUCCUUCCCUGAUUGUUCUCCUAAGGCCUCCCCCUUCAAGCCCCCCCGCUUUGAUGUGAAGCAAACACCUGCCGUAGCCUGUGUUCAAUUCUCCAGCUCCUAUAGUUAACGAGUCACACAAUGUGCUUUACAUUAGUCCACUGCAGAAAGUCCGUUCAGAGUGGGUUGCCUUAUUAAUGGGUCCUUUUUUUAACCAAGUGUUUAUGUUGCAGGGUUUACAAAGACUGGGAUUGCAAAUGAAGGGCAAAGACCAUGAGAUUCAUUCUAACAGUGCAUGCUUGCACGAUGGAGUUCUUUUGGAUGACGCUCCUUGUGUUUUCGUAAUGUUAAUUUAUUGAGGGUAAUACAAAAAAAGUUAUUGGGUACAUAGCUAAAUCAAUCAAUGCCCCAUUUUGGCGGCCUUUCUUUCGCUGACAUUAGUUUAAAAAACACUUAAUUUAACCAAAAUCGAAUAAGAAUUCCACUCAUGGAUAU
Messenger RNA from Menidia menidia (Atlantic silverside), 6137 nucleotides. The record is from the annotation of a GenBank genome assembly. Lineage: Eukaryota; Metazoa; Chordata; Actinopteri; Atheriniformes; Atherinopsidae.